AUGACCCUGAACGAGCCUGUAGAUGGCGUGGCAAGCCCAGGCACCUCCCACUCCCUGCGCUCCUUCUCCCACUCACUGAAAGUGCUGCCUCUCACCAGCAGUGGGCGCUGCAGCAGCCCUCAGCCUCAGAACCUUAACCUACGGCAGCGUGCAGACUCCACAGUCCCAGAGCGCUCGAGCUCGCCGCUGCCCCCCCUGCUGACAUCGCACUCCUCCUCCGACCUGCUCAGACUGUGUAACGGGAAACCCCUGCGUGCCGCACGCUCUAGCAGCUCCUCUGCGCCCCCCGUACCCCCCAAACCCACCAGUCUCCCGCCGCCUGCGUUCUCGCUGUCCCUCCCCAAAAAGCACCUGCAGAAGCCGCACAAAAACACGGCACCGUUACCACAGUCUCUACAGCCAGAUGACUGCCCCGAGCACCAGGGCGAGCAGCCAGCGGCAGCACGCCGCUCUUCUCUGCAUCGCUCUAAGUCUGAUCUAUCGGACCGUUACGCACGCGCUGGAGCCGACGUGGAGCGCUUCUUUAACUUCUGCGGCCUUGACCCAGAGGAGCUGGAGGCCGUGGGCCCCGAGAGCUUUGCCCGUGCAAACUCUGACAUUGUCUCGUUGAACUUCAAGUCGGCGUCCAUGAUCUCGUCAGACUGCGAACGGUCGCGGAGGUCUUCAAAUGACGGCCUUUCAGACGCUGAUGACGAGGACGAGGGCGAGGAGGAGACCGGCGAGCGCGUUCCCUAUGGCAUCUCAGCAGUGGAGAGAAACGCACGGGUCAUCAAGUGGCUCUACAGCAUCAGGCAGGCCAAGGACAGUCACAAAGACAGCCACAAAGACAGCCACAAGGUGUCCCACGUUUGA
Molecule: messenger RNA, 852 nt
Organism: Knipowitschia caucasica
Lineage: Eukaryota; Metazoa; Chordata; Actinopteri; Gobiiformes; Gobiidae
Source: the annotation of a GenBank genome assembly